Molecule: messenger RNA, 1272 nt
Organism: Fraxinus pennsylvanica
Lineage: Eukaryota; Viridiplantae; Streptophyta; Magnoliopsida; Lamiales; Oleaceae
Source: the annotation of a GenBank genome assembly
AUGCUUGAAGCAGUACUCCGUCGAAGCCUUCAUGUUGUACGAGGCCUAGGUUCCCCAAUUUCUUUUCGGCUUCGACUGCAGGAGAAAAGGCCGAGUCGAUUGUUGAGUUUUUGGGUGCGCCACAUCGAUGUGAAAAAGGUUCCCCAAAUUCUUCUCAUUCACCAGAGCCGAAGACCGAAAAGGUACUGGGUUGGGAGUUGUUGCCGGCUUCCCUCCUCUUUCCUCUCGUCUUCGGCUUCAAAAGGGGAGAGGGGAAAUGUGGGGAGGGGGGGAAAUGCGAGACAGAGGGUUAUGUUUUGGGAUCCCUUGAAACCCUUUUUUCCGAAUUUCGAAGAAGAAAUAAAGAGGAAGAAAUGGGUGUUGAAUUCUAGGACAAAAGGUUGUAUCAAGAAGAGUUGUAGAAGAACAGAAUUAAGAACAAAGCGCAAUAUGGGAAGACCUCCUUGCUGUGAUAAAAUGGGAGUGAAAAAGGGGCCAUGGACUCCUGAAGAAGACAUAAUGCUGGUUUCUUAUGUUCAAGAACAUGGCCCCGGAAAUUGGAGGGCUGUUCCAACAAUUACGGGUCUGAGAAGAUGCAGUAAAAGUUGCAGGCUAAGGUGGGCUAAUUAUCUCCGGCCGGGGAUCAAGAGGGGUAACUUCACUGAUCAUGAAGAGAAAAUGAUUAUUCAGCUACAAGCUCUUUUGGGUAACAAAUGGGCAGCCAUAGCAUCUUACCUUCCUGAAAGAACAGAUAAUGACAUUAAAAACUAUUGGAAUAUCCAUUUGAAAAAGAAACUGAAAAAGCUUCAAUCACCUCCUGAAAUCCAUAACCGAUUCUCAUCACCUUCACACUCAAUUUCAAAAGGCCAAUGGGAAAGGAGGCUUCAAGGUGAUAUCAACACAGCCAAACAGGCCCUUGAGGAUGCAAUGUCACAACAAAACACAAUCCAAAUACUCGAAUUGAAACCUGAUUUAGUACCCGAGUCGAAGCCCCAAGGAUUCACGUAUGCAUCUAGCAUUGAAAACAUAGCCAGAUUGCUUAAAGAUUGGUUGCCAAAUACGCCGAAAUCUGAACAAUCCAUUUCUUCGAAUUCAAUCAACAAUCUAACGUCGUUUGAGAGUUCUUCGACUUCGGGGUUUUCGAGAUCUGAUUCUCCUGAGGCUAGCUUUGUUCAAGGUGAAAGCAAACCUGAACCGAUUGCACUUGCCCCGUUAUCAAUGUUAGAGAAUUGGUUGCUUGAUGAGAGUACAAUUCCCGGGAAAGAAUAUUUGACUGAUCUCUUAUUUGAUUAG